Bufo gargarizans (Asiatic toad) is the source of this 1831-nucleotide messenger RNA. RefSeq names its product DEP domain containing 4 (gene DEPDC4). NCBI's taxonomy places the organism in Eukaryota, Metazoa, Chordata, Amphibia, Anura, Bufonidae. The record is from RefSeq and is a predicted model, not a curated record. The coding region runs from base 52 to 1599 and encodes 515 amino acids. Gene Ontology annotation, biological process: intracellular signal transduction. The transcript is spliced from 9 exons.
CGGUCGGCGUCAUGUGAUGCCAGCCGGCGGCAGGUGACCUCAGCAGGUGGGAUGGCGGCAGAUUUGACUCCCAGGUUUCGGAGGAUCCGCAGUGUGGGAGAUCUCAGAGCUCGUAGGAGAGGCUACAAAGGGCCCUUCCGGGCAACACACUUGUGGAACAGUAUUAUCCAGACACUGAAAACUCAAGUAGAAGUGAAGAACAGACGGCAACACCUGCGAACAUACCCCAGCUGCUUCACAGGCUCGGAUGCUGUGGACGUUGUCCUUUGCCAUCUGAUGCAGAAUAUGUAUUUAAGCAGCUAUGAUAUUUCACGUACUAAAGGGGUGCAGCUGUGCCAGGCCCUCAUGGACCACAAAGUCUUCGACCCUGUUGGCUCAAAGCUUUUUAAGAUUGAAGCUGAACUUGUCUUUGAGGAUAGUAAUAGCCAUUUCUAUAGGUUUUUAGAACCUAGACGAGGUCCUCCUGAAUGUUCCCCAAGUGAGCAGAUCUUUGGUAAAGAGAAGAGGCGCUCAAGGACUGGCCACGUUGUAACAAUCUGUAAUCCAUCAGCUCUGGACACUGCAAAUGAGAAGUUAAACCACCUCCUUCACUGUAUCUGUGACUUUCCUAAUGCACAUCUAAGCCAAGACCCUAGUAAGCCGUCCAGCGCCCUCUCUCCUAAAGAUGUGGACAAUGUGUGGAAACAGCAGGUGAUGGUGCGGCUUCUCCAGCUAGUUCACAUUCCUGUCUUGGAGGGUAUCCUGGACCCCCCAGUUAAGGCAGAUUACAAGAAGCAUUUUGCUGAUUUCAUUGUUUCCAACACAUUUCUGGACAGAGAAAUUCUACAAACGCUAAACCUGCCCAAGUUGGAUGGCUGGCUGGCUGCUGCAGUUGAGUGUCUGGAGUAUUUUCCUGAUGAACAGAUUGUGAUGCUGAGCCAGCAGUUAUCGCAGACUCAUGGAAAUGGUGAAAAUCUGGACUUGUGCAAGAAGAUGCUUUUUGACGUUAUUACUAAAUAUUACUCCCAGGAAAGAGAUCCAUUUUUGGAUUGUAGGAUGGUUCAUAUUCUUUUGGGAAUUGUUGAACUUCUAGAAAAUGAAAAGCAAAGCCAAGCUCUGGAAGCUGUCCAGCUUUUUCUAAGAUUGCUCUUGCCACAAGCAAGAGAGGAGUUCCGUCGCUUAAUCACUUUCAUGGCAGCAGCCUCUCAAACUGAUGCCUACCGUCUCCAGAAGCAGUUUGAUAACAAACCGAUGGUGGUGAAAACAUUCACAAAAGUCAUUGUUCACAACCCCACAGUAUCAAGAGGACAAAGUGAACAAUUUACUGCAUUUCUAUUGGAUUAUUCAAGUGACCUCUUCAAGACACCCAUGGAGCUACUUGAUCUUGUUAGUACAAAGUUAAGGAGCUUGCAGAGUGGAGGAGACCCAGAUGACUUUUCAGGCUUUACAUUUUGCCAACGGUUAACCAUCAAAGAAUAUGAAGCACAGAGGUAUAAUUGCACAAGAAGUGAAAUACAGCGGUUAAUAAAGCUGGUGGACUUGAGUUCUAUUCCUGAAAAGAAAAAGAAGAAAUUAAUGAAAGAUGUCCAGAAGUAUCACCCUUCGACCUUCAGCGACUAAGUAUCCUCAUGUGUUCUGCUUUGAUCAAAUGGUCUUUUGCACUAUCGGCAGGUGGGAAUGUGCCCACUCCUGUGGUUAGGGUUCCUCAGACUGCAUAAACGGAAUGUGGAUGUGACGUAUUCAGAAGUGUUUGCCAUGUUUCUGAUAUGCAUCUUUCUUCUGAAUUAUUGCAAUACAUGAUCAAUACCUUUUCCUGUGGGCACUUCCCCAGUCAUUACUAUUAUUUUCAGAU